Rotaria sp. Silwood1 is the source of this 1590-nucleotide messenger RNA. The record is from the annotation of a GenBank genome assembly. NCBI's taxonomy places the organism in Eukaryota, Metazoa, Rotifera, Eurotatoria, Philodinida, Philodinidae.
AUGGAACAUUCAUCUAUGCAAUUAAUAGAUUUACCAGAUGAAAUACUUUUGAUGAUUUUCACGAAGUUAAACACUAUAGAUGCAUUCAAUUCUUUAAUAGGUAUAAAUAAGCGACUAGAUACAAUUAUAAAAGAUCCUGUUUUUACAAACCAUUUAACAUUGUUCAAACUGUCAUCAAAUGAUCUUAUUCAUCGAUUAGAUGAUAAAGUAAUUGAACGAUUUUGUUUACAAAUCUUACCACAAAUUCAUGAUAAAAUCAAAUGGUUUAAUCUUGAAUCAUUAUCUAUGGAGCGUAUUCUUCUUGCGAGCAAUUAUCCUAAUUUAUGUGGGCUUGGUUUAUACAAUAUUGAUGAGGAUGCAGCUACAUAUCUAUUUUAUCAUGAAUGUUCUGACUUUCAUAUUUUCAAAAAUCAAAUAUUAUCACUUGUCAUUAAACUUGAUGAUAAAAAACAACCAUUUAUAAGAAAUAUACUAACACAUAUAUUUAGAUAUAUUUUGACCAUGUUUACUAAUUUAUGUUAUUUAAAUUUUCAAGCAUCUUCAAUUUAUUCUCAACAAAUAUCAUUUGAUACUUUACCUCGAAAACCUAUUUUCUCUUCAACUUUAUUAAAAUUACAUGUUAAUUUAGAAAACUUCAAUGAUUGUCUUUAUUUACUCGAUGGUCGUUUAAAUCAACUUCAUACAUUUUAUGUUAACAUAUCUAUUAUUAAUUCAUAUCGAACAAUCAUUAAUAAAGAAAAAUUAUUUAAUCUAAAAUGUUUUUCAUUAACUUGUAAUGUAAAUACAUCUGUAUAUGAUGAACUUAUUGUGCCACUUUUACAUCGUAUGUCAAAUUUAGAAAAACUUGGUUUGUAUCUACUAAUUAAUCAUAAUAGAACAUUUGUUGAUGGUAAUGAUUUAAAAAAAAAUAUUCUUAAUUAUUUGAUACAUUUAAAAAAAUUUCAAUUUAAUAUUCAUUCAUUUAUUUCUAUUCAUAAUCAAAGUAAUUUACCAUCUAAUAAAGAUAUUCAACAUACAUUAAAAACAAAUCUUGAAAAUAAACAAAUUAUUUCUUGUGUUAAUUAUUUUUCUAAAUGUAAAAAAGGUUAUUGUCAUAUUUAUUCAUAUCCAUAUUCAAAUAGAAUGAAAUAUUAUCAUCAUAUUACAAAUAAUUUUCCAGGUGGAUUAUUUACAUAUGUUCGAAAAAUAUCAUUAUUUGAUGAAUAUUCAUUUGAACAUGAUUUUUUUAUUCGAAUUUCUCAAUCAUUUCCAUUGAUUGAAAAUUUAUCUGUAAUUAAUCAAACACCACAAAAUCAAAAACAAUAUCAAGAAACAAAUUUAUCGAUUGCUCAAUUUUCUCAUCUUACUGAAUUAGAUUUUUAUCAAGCUCAUGAUGAUUAUAUUGAACAAUUUUUAAUUGAUACAAAAACAUUUUUACCCAAUAAUAUCUUAUUUGAUAUUGAUUAUCAUCAAUUGAAAAGAGUAACCCAAAAUUUUAGAAGAGCAACAACACGAAAUAAUUGUGCAAAAUUGGCGAAAAUAUAUGUUGAUGAUGAACCUGAUAUUGCCAAACACAUACAAGAAUAUUGUCCUAAUACAAAGAUCUAUUAA